Messenger RNA from Symbiodinium natans, 1653 nucleotides. NCBI's taxonomy places the organism in Eukaryota, Dinophyceae, Suessiales, Symbiodiniaceae. The record is from the annotation of a GenBank genome assembly.
AUGGGCUUCCUGAAAGUUGAAGGAAGGUCGGCGCUGGUAGGCCUGGGUGGUGUCAAAGACAUGGACUCCGUUAGCUUUGACUUCGAGGAGGAUAUCGAGGCCAAGGAUGCAGACCGCGAGGAGAGCCUACGAGCUGAGGGCUUGACCUCAGCGGAAGGGGCCCUGAACCGAGGCUCGCGCACGGUUUGUCGCCACUGGCUGAGGGGCCUCUGCAUGAAAGGCGACAAGUGCGACUACCUGCACCAGUUCGACCUCAAUCGCAUGCCAGAGUGCUUGUUCUUUCUCAAGACCGGCAAGUGCUACGACCGAGACUGCCUCUUCAAGCACGUGGCCGCGAGCGAGCGACAGGAGUGCCCCAGAUACCGCAUGGGCUUCUGCAAGAUGGGGCCCUUGUGCCGAAUGUCGCACGAGAGGCUGCCCAAGGAGAAGAUGCCGGAUGUGUUGCCGGAUUGGUUUCUGCAGCCGCUGCUGAAGAACGCGCACCUCGUUCCCAAAGCGGAAGACGUGAAGCUGUCGUCCUUCGAGUUUCGAAGGACGUCGGACUUUGCUCUCACGGCCUCCACCACUUCGGAGCUUGGCGCCAUCCCCGGGCUGCCCCCUCCGGUGCAGGGGAAGUGCCGAUUCUUCGUCAUGCGCUCCAUGAACCUCCGCAACGUGCAGAUCUCGGCCUGCAAGGGUAUCUGGGCUACUGGUGGCGGAAACACCUCGAAGCUCUGCCAGGGCUUUCGGGAAGUGGAUCACGUCAUCAUGAUCUUCACAUCCGCCGAGAGUCGGACCUUCCUCGGGUAUGCCCGGAUGGUCGACGAGCCGGAUGACAUGCUCUUCCCAGGCAUUUGGGGGGAAUUCUCCAGUCGGCUGGGGCACAGCUUCAAGGUGCACUGGCUGAAGCAGUGCUCCGUCGGGCUGGCUCAGGCUGACCACAUCCGCAACCCACACAACAACGACGAGCCCGUUCGCCGGGGCAAAGACGGCCAGGAGCUGCCCGCCAGCGUCGGCGAGCGCCUCUGCCGAUUCCUCUGGCAGGCGGACGACGAGGAUAUCCUCAAAGGCUCUGAGUUCCAGUUCGAGCCGCGUGUGCAGUAUGAGUACCCGGAGGAGAAGGAGGCCGAAGCUGCCCCUUUGGCGCUGGAGGACGUGAAGAAGGACACCAUGGAGAGCCCGCCGAGGGGGCCGGCGAAGCCCCGGCCGGCGCCCGUUCCUCUGGGCACCUUCCAGGACGCCAAGCGCGGCAAGGUGCGUCUGAACUCCACGGCGCCAGUGGCCGUGGGAAAGGCUCUGGCCUCGGGCUCGUCUUCGUUGUUGGCCGCGAUGGCCGAGGCCGAGCGGAGGGACGACCGCUCCCGCUCGGAGAGCCCAGGCCGAGAAAGAUGGCCAAGGCACGAGCGUCCACCUGAGUGGCCUCAUCCCCACAUGUAUGGGCCUGGCUACAUGCCACCAAUGUACCAUCACCCUCCGCCCUAUGGCUACCCGCCCGUUCACGCGCCGCCGCCGGGCCACUACGGCGAGGCAGGGCCCCCUCCGGGGUCCUGGUCCGGGGCACGCCCGCAGUACGCACGGCCGCCCAGCGACUGGCAGGGCGCAUCAGGCCGGGAGGCCAGCCAAGCCCGAGAGAGGUCGCGGAGCCCACGGCGCAAGCGUCGGCGCCGCAAGUGA